Messenger RNA from Bufo gargarizans (Asiatic toad), 2081 nucleotides. RefSeq names its product solute carrier family 31 member 2 (gene SLC31A2). Lineage: Eukaryota; Metazoa; Chordata; Amphibia; Anura; Bufonidae. The record is from RefSeq and is a predicted model, not a curated record. Gene Ontology annotation, cellular component: membrane. Gene Ontology annotation, biological process: copper ion transmembrane transport. Gene Ontology annotation, molecular function: copper ion transmembrane transporter activity. The transcript has 4 exons. The coding region runs from base 104 to 619 and encodes 171 amino acids.
GAUCAUGUGACUAGUGACGUCACCAACCUUCUUCUAACAACUCCAUUCUAGCAGCUACUCUGGUUGUCGGUGCUGUAGACUGGUAGCGCGGAGAGCCGUUGCCAUGCAGAUGCAUUUCGUUUUCUCGGACAAUGUGACCCUGUUGUUUGAAUUCUGGACGGUGCAGACCCUGGCAGGUCUUAUACUCUCAUUCGUGGUCGUCCUGUUCCUCACCAUUAUCUAUGAACUUUCCAAGGUAUGGAAAUCCAACCUUCUCAGCAGGGUUCUCCAGACGCUACCGUUGACACCAGAUUCAGAUUUUUGCCCCCCACUCAUCUCAGACUCAGAGGCUAACUUGCCAGCGGCUUCUGACUCCUUGAUCCCCCCUGAUCCCUCGUCUUCUGGGGAGGACUCUGUUCCUCCUGUGCAGUUCUCUACCUCUUCUAACUGUCGGUGGUGGCUCCUGCACUCUUCUGUUGCCCUCCUGCACUCCGCCCAGGUCUCUCUUGGAUACUUGUUGAUGUUGUGUGUCAUGUCCUACAAUGCCACCAUCUUCAUAGCUGUGGUUCUUGGCUCCGGUCUUGGAUACUACGUGGCGUUCCCUCUUCUUGCUAAAUACCCAAAGCCUCACAUUUUAUAGAGGACUUCCCAGCGUCAUGAGCCCUGCUGAAUGGGGUAUGUCUUCCAAACAUGGCUACAGAAGCUGUUAUGGACAAUUACUUCUCCAUAUACUGUACCUAAAGUGGCACAUGUUGGUCACAGCUUUUAUACAUGUUCUUGAGCUACAAUUUCCGUCACACACACUCCUGCACUGCCAGAUAAUCCACCACUCCUUGGCGGUAACCAGUAUAACCAGUUAAAUGUUUUACCUGUACACUUCUAACUACUGGGGUAGGAUACCUCAGGUGUGGUGGCCUUCCAUAUUUCAAGUGUACUGGUUGCCUCAUAAAAACAAGUAGUUUUACUUGGCUAUGUUCCUUAUAUACUUCCAUAUGUGGUGCAAGGAUCACCUAUAGAAAAUAAUUUGUGCCAGAUAAUUUUUUUACUGAGCUGCUUUGACACUUGCACACUGGAGAUCCAUUUCCAAAAAUGGGAAGAGGAAAAAUGUCCCAAACCCUUUGCAAGACGAUCCUGUUGCUGCUAGUGAAAAAGCAUCCUAAGGGCUCAUGCACACACCAUACGGCACUUAGGGUUCACCCUAACAUGGCAGCACAGAGGUACAGUGUGGGCCCGUAGACUUACUGCUCCGUGCAAAAGCCGUAAAGCUGCAUCUUCACUUGGGUUCAGGGUUUUCAUUCUCUCGUCAAUCCUUAAAGGGUUAUUCCAACUUUAGGCAACUUUUUAUUUUGGGCUAGUACUGCGCUGUACCUAUUGGACGGGGUCACGUGUGCCACUGCAGCCAAUCACUGUGCCUAGUGGUGACAUGUCCCCAACCAGCACGCCACUUGGGGACAGCACCGCAGGGGCCAGUACUUGGCUGCAGAGGUGCACACGACCCUCUCUGGAUGUGUACAUGCAAGGGUAUGGAAAAGAGGAGCCUCUGUGCUGGAAGACAGGUGAGUGUAUUCCUUUCUUUAGGCAUAGAAAGUAAAUAUUGCCUAAACGUGGAAUACCCCUUUAAUUAAAUAAUUUGGAAUGGAGCCCAGAGGAACUUUUUGGGAAUGUCCUUUAGUUGGGUUGCUUUCCCAUUUUUGCACACCAUUGCAAUCAAUAUUUUUGUGCCAAUGCAUCUAAAGUGAAAAAUAAAGCAACUUUGCAAUAGGCCUAAACUUCCUAUUCUGUGUAUACAGCUCCCGUGCAAACCUAUGUGUCUCCAUGUUAACUCUGUGCAGUCAUGCUUUCCUCCAUCAGUCCCCUUCCUUUAUAGUUACCUACUUGAAUGCUUGUUAGCAUAGAGUUGGGCUCAGAUGGAAGAAAGUAUGGCUGCAGAAUGACUACAUAGGGUUUGUCGGGUGUUUGUUACCAUGGAGAGGUUUACACCUAAAAUAAAAAAAUGUAUGAAAAGAUUGUGAAGUAAGGGUACUUUCACACAUGCGUUGCUGGAUUCUGCAAUCUGUAUGCAAACAGAUCACAUUUGUAGAUAGAUCCGGAUGCGGAUCAGU